Molecule: messenger RNA, 2437 nt
Organism: Magnolia sinica
Lineage: Eukaryota; Viridiplantae; Streptophyta; Magnoliopsida; Magnoliales; Magnoliaceae
Product: plant intracellular Ras-group-related LRR protein 6
Exons: 21
Coding region: 126-1889 (587 amino acids)
Molecular function (GO): protein binding
Source: RefSeq, a predicted model, not a curated record
CGCUAACGUGCGCCCCUGCCAUGGACGUGGUCCUCUCACCCUCUUUCUCUGUACUACAAAGAUGAAGGAAAAAAAUAAAAAUAAAAAAAAAUAAAAGGAAAGAAAAUCGAGAUAUUUCGGAAGUCAUGGAUCGGAUCUUGAAAGCUGCGAGAACUUCCGGAUCUCUCAAUCUCUCAAACCGCUCCCUCAGGGAAGUGCCCAGUGAGGUGUAUAGAAAUUUGGAUGCAGUCGGGGAGGGUGAAAAAUGGUGGGAGGCUGUGGAACUACAAAAGCUUAUUUUGGCUCAUAACGACAUUGAAGUAUUGAAAGAAGACAUAAGAAAUUUACCGUUGUUGACUGUUCUCAAUAUCAGUCACAACAAGCUUUCCCACCUUCCUGCUUCUAUAGGAGAGCUCACUGUGCUAAAAUCACUAGAUGUGUCGUUUAACUCAAUUGCCAGUCUACCUGAAGAGAUUGGCUCAGUAACUUCCCUAGUCAAGCUUGAUUGCUCAAACAACCAACUUAAAGAACUCCCAAGCUCCCUUGGAAGGUGCACCGAUUUGUCAGAACUUAAGGCAUCCACUAAUUGCUUAACCAGACUGCCGGAAGAUUUGGCGAACUGUUCAAAAAUGGUGAAAUUGGAUGUCGAGGGAAACAAGCUGACAAUGUUGUCUGAGAAUAUGCUCAUAUCAUGGCCCAUGCUAACUGAACUCAAUGCUGCAAAAAAUUUGCUUAGCACUAUUCCAGAUAACAUUGGAGUCCUUUCACGGCUUAUUCGCCUCGACCUCCAUCAGAAUAGAAUUUCAUCUAUUCCAUCAUCAAUCAUGGGUUGCCAUUCCCUGGCAGAGUUUUAUAUGGGAAACAAUAUGCUAUCUUCAUUACCGGCAGAGAUAGGGGCCCUUUCUGUCUUAGGGACAUUUGAUCUUCACUCGAAUCGGUUGAAGGACUAUCCAGCGGAGGCCUGCAAACUUCGUUUGUCUGUCCUCGAUUUGUCAAAUAAUUCAUUGUCUGGUUUGCCACCUGAAAUUGGCACGAUGACUAGUCUUAGAAAGCUUUUGCUUACUGGAAAUCCUUUGCGGUCUCUUCGAAGCUCGUUGGUUUCAGGACCUACACCUGCCCUAUUGAAAUAUCUGCGCAGUAGGCUCUCUAUUGAUGAAGGCAAGUUUUCAGGAUCUGCUACCACCACCUUGAAAGACGAUCAUAUUUCCAUGGCAGCUCGAUUGUCAAUCUCUUCAAAGGAACUUUCUUUAGCUGGGUUAGGCUUGAACAGUAUCCCACCAGAAGUAUGGGAUUCACGUGACAUUGUAAAAGUUGAUCUCUCAAGGAAUUCCAUUCACGAGCUACCGAAUGAGCUUUCCUCCUGUUCCUCACUCCAGGCUUUGAUUUUGUCCGGAAACAAGAUAAAGGAAUGGCCAGGUGCAGUUUUAGCUUCACUUCCUAAUCUUUCAUGUUUGAAGCUGGACAAUAACCCCCUGGCACAGAUUCCAUCAAAUGGCUUUCAAUCUCUUUCCAAGCUUCAAAUUCUGGAUUUGAGCGGCAAUGCGGCUUCCUUACCAGUGCCUUCUCCUCUCUCUAGUUUGCCACAGUUGCAGGAGCUAUACCUCAGGCGCAUGCUGUUGAAAGAAGUCCCAUUGGAUAUCCCAAGCUUACUACAACUACGGAUUCUUGACUUGAGCCAGAAUUCCAUUCUAUCGGUACCUAAGGAACUCAAGAAUUUAACCUCUCUCACUGAGCUUUAUCUGUCUGACAACAACAUCGCAGUACUUCCUCUGGAGCUGGGAUUACUCGAGCCCAGCCUACAGGUCUUGAAACUUGACGGGAAUCCUUUGAGAAGCAUUCGGCGGGCUAUUUUAGAUCGAGGAACCAAAGCCAUAGUGAAAUAUCUGAAAGACAAAAUUCCAGAACAGUAGUUGGGUUGCCAUUUUCUCGUGAGUGCUUUGCUUUCCUGCGUCAUUUGCUUUCUCCUUUUUCUGGAUUGGAGGAAAUGUGUGAUCUUCCAUGUGAGCCUUUGCAGUGUCCUCAGGCCCUAAGUUCAUGGGGUCUGGGGUUCAGUGGCCCAGACCGUUGAGCUGAUGGAUCGCCAUGGAUGGGCCAGGACCCAAAAAUCCAACCAUUGGUUUUCUUUUUUCCCAUUGGCUGUGGUUCAUUGUUGUAUUUUCUUGUUUAACUAUAUGUUUGUGGCCUUCAAUGGUUAGGAUUGUCCCGUCAGUGAGACUUUUGGGCCCAUCCAUUGACUGGGGUCCAUCAGAUCUGGAUGACGGAAUCAUGGGCCAUGCUUUGCACAAGUUCGAGGCCAGGAGAUGAUAUAAUUCCUCAUUUUGUUAUGAUGGUGUUUGAUGAUUAAAAAGAGAAAAAAAGAAAAAAAGUGAAGAGUGUUUGUAAUUGUAUUAAUGUGUGAAACGAUUUGAGAAAGAAAACAAAUUGUAUUAAUGUGAGAAUUUAUGGGUUUGCUUGUCCA